Messenger RNA from Penicillium oxalicum, 1764 nucleotides. RefSeq lists its product as uncharacterized. NCBI's taxonomy places the organism in Eukaryota, Fungi, Ascomycota, Eurotiomycetes, Eurotiales, Aspergillaceae. Gene Ontology annotation, molecular function: NADP binding; 2-dehydropantoate 2-reductase activity. Gene Ontology annotation, biological process: pantothenate biosynthetic process. Gene Ontology annotation, cellular component: mitochondrion; cytoplasm. The record is from RefSeq and is a predicted model, not a curated record. The transcript is spliced from 4 exons. The coding region runs from base 1 to 1764 and encodes 587 amino acids.
AUGUCCAAUCCUGGAAGGACCAUUCACAUCCUGGGGCUCGGCAGCAUUGGGUCUCUAAUCGCUCACUGCCUACGGAGUCUUCCCAGCCCUCCACCCGUGACCCUUCUCAUCCAUCGCAAGAGCCUCUACGAUGAGCUUGCCAAGAAAGACUGGACCCUUGGCUUACGGGUCGGUGAAGAUGGUCCCCUGCAAGAGCGUACAGGCUUUGGUGCGGAAUUCCUGCAUUCGUCGAAUUCCCACGAACCAAUUCGAAAUCUCAUUGUGGCGGUCAAAGCGUCCGCGACGGUCUCUGCUCUGAAGCCGAUCCAGCACAGACUGGGCCCCCAUUCAAAUGUAUGCUUGUUUCAGAAUGGAAUGGGUCAAAUUGAAGACUUGAAUGCGCAUGUUUUCACGGACCGAUCGAAUCGGCCGACGUAUAUGUUUGGGAUUAUGCGACAUGGGGUUUAUCUGCGAUCGCCCACGGAGGCGAUCUUAUCCGGGCUGAACGGCAGCGCAUCAAUUGGAGUGGUCAAUGAGGUCGGACGUUCUCACCAUCUGGAAGGGCAGGGUGAGAGCCAAGACCAGAGACAGGGCGGCGGCCCUCAUGAUCUACUUGACAUUCUUCUACACUCUCCUAUUCUGCGCUGUGAACAGCUCGAAUGGAAAGAGCUUUAUGAGAAUCAACUCUUUAAAUUGGCCGCCAACUGUGUACUCAAUCCGCUCACGGCUAUCUUGGAUAUUCGCAACGGAGCCGUCAAGGAGAAUCCGGACCUACAGCCCUUGAUUCAGCGCGUGCUGGAGGAAGUAUCGUUAGUGUUUCAAAAGCUCGCAUUUCUCCGUGACCAACCUGUUGACCAGAGGGAUCGGUUCUCGGUCCCGGCAUUGGAAAAAUUGGUGAUGGAUACGAUUGACAAGACGGCUGGCAAUUCGAGCAGUAUGCGGGAGGAUUUACGAAAAGGUCGGAUGACGGAAAUUGAAUAUAUCAAUGGGUGGAUUAUCACCUCGGGGUGUCGCUCCAGUGAGGUUCUGGAUGAUCAGAAUGUUCCAAAUCGCCUCCUGAGAACCAAACUCGGCACUGGAACUUGCCAGGUACAAGCGGAUGCCCUCUGGUCGCGCGUGGCUGCUGUUGUGGAUCAACGUGAGCGACCGGUGGCUGACGAUCGAAGGGACUCGAGUCGUACUAAGGCGUGCGGGGGGAACUCCAAUCUUAGCGUGGGGGGAGAUCCAACUUCCAACGGCGCACUAGCUUGUGAACAAGUCAACCUUUACAUCAACCUCAUCACCUGUCCUCGAUUCAAUCCGAUCGCCUCUUCGACAGCCCUCUCGCCCGCUCACACAUCUCCAAAUUAUCCGGACUCUCCUCCAUCGCUCAAGAUGUCGAUCCCCAAGACUGCCGUCAAGUCGCCCAAUGCGCCUGCACCCCCGCCUUUCCUAUCCCAGGCCAUUGUGAUGGGCGACUACGUCUUCUGCUCCGGUCAAAUCGGCAGCCACCCUGAGACCGGGGCGCUAGUUCAAGGCUCAAUUCAAGAUCGAACGAGACAAAUCAUGUCCAACUUGAGCGCGGUGCUUGAAUCCGCAGGGACCAGCCUUGAAAAUGUGGUCAAGUGCAACAUUUUCCUCACGAGCAUGAGUGAUUUUGGUGCCGUUAAUGAGGUGUAUACUUCCUUUUUCAAUGCUCCAAUGCCGGCCCGCACUUGCGUCUGUGUCAAGGAAUUACCGUUGGGCACGGAUGUUGAAAUUGAAUGUAUUGCUGGGGUGCGCAAUACGCCUAGCCAAAAGCUUUGA